UCCAUCACAAUUCACAAUGCAAAUUGAAGCAUCCUCCCAAUUUAGGUUGGAGAAAGAGUGAAAGACACAGCAAAUUGCGCUUUGUCUGAAGCAAACUCUGUCUAGAUCUCUGUCUUGUCCAUUCACACCAACAGUACCAGAAUCCGAAGCUUCUAGAUCAAUGGACAGGGACAUGAUCACAGAGGAUCACACUCCUUCACCUACUUCCCCACAUUGUCCAUCAAUCACCGACGCUUUGCUCGUCACCACCAUGUGCAUGAUUGGCCUCCCAGUUGAUGUUCAUGUCAAGGAUGGCUCUGUCUAUUCUGGAAUCUUCCAUACUGCUUCUGCGGACGCUGGUUAUGGUGUUGUUUUGAAAAAAGCAAGGAUGAUAAAGAAGGGAAAGUGCAAUAGUAAUGUGGGAGAGCAAGCCUUGGUAGAUACGCUUUUGAUUCCGUCCGAUGAUCUUGUCCAGGUUGUUUCGAAGGGAAUAACACUUCCUUCAAACGGUGUUGGUGGAACAUGUGAGAUAGAGAAUGAUGUUGGACCCAUGAUCGAUGCAAAACUGGUGAAUCAAUCAAGCCAAGCUGCGGAUGUAUUGUCAAAAGGGAUAGCUGAUGAGUGCAGACAGAAGUCUGAGUUUGCAAAUGAAAGAAGUGAUGAAAAGAUUCAAAGCUCUAAUUCAAGCCAUGAAAUUGAUACAUGUGUGGGCGAAGUGGAAGCUGUUGAGCGUGGAAGUGCUGAUACAACAUCCAGCCCUCAUGACAAUGGUUUGCUCUGCAACAAUGUUCCUGCAUCUGUUAAAGCCAACAAUUCGUGUACAAAUUCCACCCUAGGAGUGGAUCUCAUCUCAGAGUCACAUGAUUUUCCAGAAAAAUCUGUUGAGAUAUCUAAUCCUCUGGGUACAGAUUCUAUCAAAAAUGCUAAGGAAUUUAAGCUCAACCCAGGUGCCAAACUUUUCUCUCCAUCUGUGGUACAUCCUAUGAUAGUGACUACUGCUCUGCCAACUGCUCCAAACAUGGUUUACAUACCAAAUAGCUCUCUACCUACUACUACUAUUCAACCAGAACGUGGAUUCACUACUUUUGCUUCUCGACCUUCUGCACCUGUUAAGGUUGCUCAGUAUAAUAAUUUCACAGCGGGAAAUGGUGGGAGUGGUUCUCAAUUUUCACAACCUUUGGCACAUAGGACGCAACCUCUGCGAUAUGCUGCACAUUAUGAUCCUAUUUUGUCUGAACCUGCUUAUUUGCAACCAAACUCUCCUGCUGUUAUGGCUGGACGUUCCACCCAAUUAGUCUAUCCAACUUCCCAGGAUUGGAUUCAUGGUGCAAUGGCUAUGUCACCUGCCUCAGCUCGUCCUCUGUUGAAUCAUGUACAAUAUCCGAAGCAGCAAGGUGGAACAGUUGGUCAAGCCAUGCCAGCUUGUAUGCACCCUCCUGUCCUAACAAGCGGGCAACAACCCUUUCCGCUUCACAGCCACAUUCCACAUUUGCAUCCUGGUUUUCCUUCACCUAGACCUAUUUCAGUCCCAGGACCAAAUAGUUUCUAUGGCACAAAGUUUUCAUGAAUCUUUUAUCCAGAUUCUAGUGUUACAAUCCUUUCUCUAAGAUAAGGCUCAUUUUUCUUUUUCCUUUUUCUUAAUCAUGUGAUAAUAAUGUUGCCUCCCUUCAGUUUCCUCCCUUCCUCCGUGAGAAGUGUACAGUAGCUUUGUGCAGGCUACAUUAUUAGAUAUUUUAGGGUAUACUUGUUCCAGAGGAAAAGUUUUUGCAAGUCCUCAUUUGGAAGUUAAGAUGCAAUUCGAGUCUUGGAGUUGGGGAAGAUUUUUACUUUUCUUGAUUUUUGAUAUUGUUUGUUUGGAAAUUGCACUUGAAUCCGUUGAUUAUAAAUUUUAGAAUACAAUGUUAAGCAUAUUGAGUAUA
Molecule: messenger RNA, 1898 nt
Organism: Lotus japonicus
Lineage: Eukaryota; Viridiplantae; Streptophyta; Magnoliopsida; Fabales; Fabaceae
Exons: 11
Coding region: 161-1546 (461 amino acids)
Biological process (GO): cytoplasmic stress granule assembly
Cellular component (GO): cytoplasmic stress granule
Molecular function (GO): RNA binding
Source: RefSeq, a predicted model, not a curated record